Messenger RNA from Ilex paraguariensis (yerba mate), 555 nucleotides. Lineage: Eukaryota; Viridiplantae; Streptophyta; Magnoliopsida; Aquifoliales; Aquifoliaceae. The record is from the annotation of a GenBank genome assembly.
AUGGCCCAUAAACCACGAAGCCCACAACGUUACCGCAACCCACAAGGGGCACAAUCGUCAUGUCGUAACAACGUUGGCAAUAUAAAUAUCCGCAUUAGGGUCUACACUAAACUUCCCCAAACGUUGUUUGCACGAGAUCUGUGGUUCUUCGGGCCGCUACUGUUCUUCUCUCUCUUAGUAGAAGUCUCUGCUCACGCUCGAGCAGAUCUGUAUAUGAAUUUUGCGGGCUUUUAUAGUUCCUUUGACCGUGUUUCGUUUUUGGGCAAGCUUGAGAAGAAGAAACAAAUGGCAAAUUUCAUGGAUAGAUGUUAUGGCUACUGUGAGUUUCUUCGAGGAUUUUCUGUGGUGUUUUUUGGAAUGGAAUCUCAGAUCAAGCACGCUAUUGUGGUGAAAGUUAUGGGUCGUACAGGAUCCAGAGGGCAGGUGACUCAGGUGAGAGUUAAGUUCAUUGAUGACCAGAACCGGUUUAUCAUGAGAAAUGUGAAGGGACCAGUCAGGGAGGGUGACGUUCUCACUCUGCUUGAGUCAGAGAGGGAGGCAAGAAGGUUGCGGUGA